AUGCCAGAUUUCCGUGGUACGGCAGAUUCUUCAUGGACACCGGGUCAUCAGGGAAGCCAGGAUACUUGUCAUAAUUGCAGGUUCGUCAGGUUUGAUGGUGUUGGUAUGUUUGAGCUCGUCGUCGUGUCUGUGAAUGUUCGGCUUUAUGAACCUUUCUGUGAUCCCUCCAUGAGGUUCGCCGCCGAACCAAUGUGUUCGAUCUGCAAGCUUGACUCUUCACCCUACUCUCCGCAGUUCGUCUACAGCUCAGUAACUCGACGAUGCGAGAGCCGGUUUCUUCUAUGCAUGGUUUGGUUUGUCCCGCGAACUGGUUCGUCGUGUAGACCUGUUCAUUGCGUAGAGUGUUUAUCGACGAGCCCGUUUGUUUCGUCACGCCUUUGUUAUCUGCCGUUUAUUGUUUGGCUCUCUAUCUUCAACGCCUGGAUUUUCUCAACUUGUCCAGGUGUUAGUUUCAUCAAGUUUGCGUGGAUUUUUGAGCUCAGAUCUGUUAUUUGUGAGAUUUUAAAGCGUCGGUGGUUGUUGUGCGAGCUGUCGUGUCUUCGCGAGCCGUCGUCACAAGCUGUCGCAUCGCGCGAGCUGCGAAAUCGCGUUGUUGACUCCGAUGAGUUGGACUGCGUGGUUGAGCGAGCUCCGGAGUUGCUUGCUAUUCCGGAUCUGUGUUUGAUCGGCGAGCUGUCGCAUCUUAGAGCAAGCCGCGAGCUGAAGAGUGAGAUCAACAGACGAAAGUUUUUAAUUUUACUUUGCCCCAUCUCCGUUCAACGUGACCUACGUCAUCUCGAAAUGGCUUGGAUAAAUUGGCGUAUCGUGAGCUGUGGCUCGCACUCAAUAUUUGCCGCAAUCUGUGGCGUUUCGGGAGUAGGGUGUCUUGUGACCUGCUCUGACGCAAGCCCGUCUUUUGCGAUGCCAUGCUCGUGUUGGCGUUGCUCAAAUCCCGUAUGUAUCUUCCCUGCGAACCGUGGAGCUUCUUUUUUCGAAGCAAGCAGUAACUUGUCUCCUACGCUCGAGCUGUUGCUAGCUUCAGUUCCAGUUCUCGUUGGGACUCUAGGUUCUUCUUGGAGCGAGCUCAUGAGUUUGUCGGACUGCACGAGCUGUGGGAUUGUGUUGCGGAUCGUGGUUUGUCGUGACUUGAACCGCGAGCUGCUGCGUCCAGAGCUUCUCUUGAACCGCGAAUCCUCGUCUUCUCGCAUCAAAUGCGGCUUUCGUCGCGCCGUGUUCUUGGUGCGAGCUCUAGCUUUCUGUGAACUAGCUCGUCAUCACUUGUGCACGAUCCCUUCUAGCUCGUCAUAUCCGCAGCUCGUCGCGGAUCUUUCCUCAGCUCGCGACGCCGUGGUUCGCACAGUAUGCUGGUUUGUUCGCACCUCGCGAGCUAGCGAAGAAGGAAGAGAUCCACCUCCUCCUUUAAUCCACAAACCUCCUGCUGGGGAUGUGAAUGUGCAACCUCAAGCUGACAUUCAAACAAUCGGAGACUAUGACUCUGCCGAUGCUUUCUUCACGGAUAGAAACCCUAUCCAUCCACCACUUCCUGCAAGGAAUGACUAUGAGAUCAAGCCUCAGAUCAUAGCAUUGGUUAGACAGAACCAAUUCAAUGGCCUUCCAGCCGAACAUCCUCUUGAUCACAUAGAAAACUUUGAAGAGAUUUGCAGCACUACUAGAUCCAAUGGAGUCUCAGCUGACUACUUGAAGUGCAAGCUCUUUUCAUUCUCUCUUGGCGACAAAGCUUCAAGAUGGUUGAAGUCUCUGCCAGCUCACUCCAUCACCACUUGGGAUGAGUACAAGGCCGCUUUCAUCAACCACUUCUACACCAAAAAGAUCAAUUUCUGUAGGAACAAGAUCUCCAACUUUCGCCAAGCAACUAAUGAAUCUUUCUAUGAGGCGCUAGAUCGAUUCAAGGAGUACAUUAGGGACUGCCCUAAUCAUGGUUUCAAGGAGGGAAACCUAUGGAACAUCUUCUAUCGUGGCAUAGACCACAAGUACAAGCUUUCAUUGGAUACUGCAAGCAAUGGAAACUUCAUGACCAAGACAGUUGAUGAAGCUAAGGUUCUUAUUGAGAAUCUUGCAGCUAGUGAUUGUAACAAUUGUCCUGAUUAUGAUCGCUCAAGUCGCACCACUACUACUCCCCUGAUGUUUCUCAAAUGA
This is a messenger RNA of Microthlaspi erraticum, 2136 nucleotides long. The record is from the annotation of a GenBank genome assembly. NCBI's taxonomy places the organism in Eukaryota, Viridiplantae, Streptophyta, Magnoliopsida, Brassicales, Brassicaceae.